AUGCACAAUGUGUUUGUAGGCACAGCCCGUGACCUCGUUGCUUCCACCAUCCGGACCCUGAUUCGACACAAAUGCUAUGAGCAUGUUAGCGACAAUGUUGAAACUGUUCUGGAUCACAUCCACCGGGAAAUCUUGUCUGAUACCAAAGCGCAGGGGCUGAGCUUGCCAGCAAAGCCACCCUUGAACGAAGCCAACUUGGGGGGAACUGAUUAUGCCGAGCUCAGCUCGAAGUACAAGGCGAUCCACGUCAAGAUUUUGGUUUGGUGGGUGGCAGCUAAAUGUCAGCGAUGCGCAGACUUGAAGCCAAGCGACAGGGUGCUGCAAAUGUUGGCCACUUGCACAUUCAGCUUGCAGCGGGGCAUUGAGCUCUUGGAUCAAAGCGGUUUGGUGAUGGAUUGGGGGAAGGCCCGCGAAGCUUCUGAAUCCAUACUCCUUCACUCCAAGUCGUUCAGUUGGCUGAGUGCUCAUUUCUUUGAAAAGAGGGUUCUCCUUUUUAGGAUGAGACCUAAGAGUCACUACAUCAUGCACCAAGCCCUCGACUUGCAGAAGACUGCUAUUAAUUUGAACUGCUUCCACACUUUUCAGGAGGAAGCAUUUCUAGGCAGGAUCAAGGCUUUGGCACUAGCCUGUCACGGUCGCACCAUGACAGCUCGAGUGUUUGCCAGAUAUGUUCUGUGCCUGGCCCUGUUGGUGCACAAGUACCGUCCGGGGCCAUAA
Durusdinium trenchii is the source of this 717-nucleotide messenger RNA. Lineage: Eukaryota; Dinophyceae; Suessiales; Symbiodiniaceae. The record is from the annotation of a GenBank genome assembly.